Cinara cedri is the source of this 787-nucleotide messenger RNA. Lineage: Eukaryota; Metazoa; Arthropoda; Insecta; Hemiptera; Aphididae. The record is from the annotation of a GenBank genome assembly.
AUGUCCCUAUGUGUGAGGUACAUUGAAGAUUGUCGAAUAAGGGAAGAUUUUUUAACUUUUAUUCCUAUUUAUGAUGCAUCAGGAAAAGGAUUAGUCCAUACAAUAAUGCAUGAAAUAGACAAAUUAGGUUUAAAAAGGGAAAACUUAGUCGGUCAAGGAUACGAUGGCGCUUCUUCGAUGAGUGGUAUAUAUAAUGGAGUUCAAAAAAAUAUAUGCAAUUUAGUACCCCAUGCUUUAUACGUACAUUGCGCCGCCCAUUCGUUGAACCUUGCUAUAAGUAAAUCAUGUGACAUUCCCGAAAUAAGAAAUUGUAUUGGUUCUAUAUCUACAAUUACUUCGUUUUUUCGAAAAUCUCCAAUAAGGUCAGAUAUUCUUAAAAAGUUCAUAAAAGACCUAAUUCCACACACACGCCAACAAACACUUAUGAAAAAUGUGUGAAACCCGUUGGGUUGAACACCAUGAUAGCUUGUUGCGGUUUAAAGAACUAUACUUACCAAUAACAAAUACAUUAAGGGAACUCGAACAUCAUCAUAAUUUAGAAACAUCGCAACAUGCAUUUCAACUUUCUAAAACGAUUACGUCCAGUUCGUUUGUAAUUUUAUUGUACGUUACAGAAAAACUAUUUGUUAUAACAUUGUCUUUAUGUAAAUCUCUACAAAAAAUAAAUGUAGAUUUAUCCGAAUGUUGUGCAUAUGUCAAUAACUGUGUGCAAGUUAUUAAUUCAAUUCGUGAAAAUAGUGAGGAAGAAUUUCACAAAUUAUUUUUAGAAGAAACUAUUUUUACAUGA